AUGGACAGAAGCGAUAACAGAUUAAGCUGGGCGGCUGGCAAGAAGAAAGUGUUGUGUGUUGGAGGUGCUGUCAUCGAUUGUAUAUCGAUUGUGAGAAAGUUUCCCAAGGUUAUGAUGCCCGAGCGCUCUAUUAAAGGAUUCUGGCAGAAGGGAGGACAUGCGGUGAAUACAGCCACCGUAUUAAAGAAUCUUGGAAUAAAUGUGGAACUAUUUGUUCUGCUGAGCAACAAUCCGAUGUUUAGGUUACUUUUGGAUGACAUGCGAUUCCGGGGAAUUGAGAUUGACAACUGUCCUCGCUGUGAAGAUACUCCGCCCUUCUCCUCGGUCAUUUUAUCCAAGUUAUCGAAGACUUGCACCAUUACAAACUGCACAUCCUCGUUUCCCUACGUAACUCUGGAGGAUUUUCAAAAACUGGAUCUAAGCAAAUACGGUUGGAUUCAUUUUCGUGGAAGCAAACCGGAAGUGACUGUGGAAAUGAUGAAGCUUGUGGUAGCCUACAAUGAGAAUCAUGAGGAAAAGAUACUCAUAUCUAUGGAUGUGAAUACAGAAUUGAAUUCCAUCUGGCCUCUGACCAACUACUGCGACUAUGUCUUCUUCUCUAAGCAGCUGGGAUUCGAACACGGCUGGCAAACACCAAGGGAAGCCUGCCGAAGCAUCGACGAAAAGCUCCGACUGCGAUUCGGCAUCAAUCUCAAGCGUCCUUUUGUUGUAUUUUUGUGGGGCAAACGUGGAGCCGGUCUCUUAGAUUAUAAUAGCAAUUACUCGCGAUCCCAUGCGGUCAAAAACAGACGAGUUGUAGAAUCCCUCGGUGCCGGAGAAGCCUUUGUGGGUGCCUUCAUCUAUGCCGUCUACGUGAGAGAUAGAACCAAUUCCGCUGCUGCCGACUUUGCCAAUCGCAUGGCCAGCCACAAGUGCACAAAGUACGGCUAUGAUCACAUGUCCGACAUUCUAGUUGCACCUGUUCUAUAA
Messenger RNA from Drosophila innubila, 969 nucleotides. RefSeq names its product ketohexokinase. Gene Ontology annotation, molecular function: ketohexokinase activity. Lineage: Eukaryota; Metazoa; Arthropoda; Insecta; Diptera; Drosophilidae. The record is from RefSeq and is a predicted model, not a curated record. Gene Ontology annotation, biological process: fructose metabolic process. The transcript has a single exon. The coding region runs from base 1 to 969 and encodes 322 amino acids.